CAAAUUCAAAUCAGUUCUUUAUUGGAACUAAUUUCUUUAGUAUUAAUGUAAAUUUCCCCUUCAAUUUUUUUAAUCAAAAUGAAUGUGCGCAAUUAAUUUUGUUAAUAGAACAUUUGACAACCAUAUCAUACUUUUCAUUUUGUUAAAUAUAUUUUUUAUUCUCUUUGUAAAUAGCAUUGAAGCAAUGAAUCAUUGAACUUUUUACCAAGGCAAAAUUCGCAUGCUUAUAGGUUGCCAUAUUAGAGUAUGCACGUUACAUUCAACGCUGCUCGGUAAAUGCACUGAAGCAUAACCCACGGUAAUGGCUAAGGCUAAGGUAACCACCCCAUGUUUCCAACACCCAACUGAAUAAAACCGCCCAAUUCAAACUUCCCUGUCCCAUAAUCUAGUAACUGCCAACACUCCUACAUAAGCAAGACAUCCACCAGUUUUUCACUUUUUUUUCUCUUUCAAAUCUUCAUUGUCUCUUCCGCUGUCUUUUUUAUUCUGAAAAUGAACGAAAACAUUGUUUCUGAUCCUGGGUUUCGGUUCCCUUCUUCUCCUGCGCAACAUAACAUUCCGGAUUUGCAUUCUUCGUCAAGCUAUGGUGUGAAUUAUGAUCCAAAUCCCCGCAAGAAAAGGUCCAAAUUGAUAAAGAUCGAUGAUGGUCCAUUCCCAACUAGUUCUAGCACCGUUUCCAGGCCUAAAUAUACCAGAAAACCUGACCCUGCUGCACCAAAGAUUACGCGGCCUUGUAGUGAAUGUGGGAAGAAGUUUUGGUCGUGGAAAGCACUUUUCGGACACAUGCGAUGUCACCCUGAACGACAGUGGCGUGGAAUUAACCCUCCUCCUAAUUAUCGCCGUCCUGUUUCCCCUGUUAAGCAGACGAAUAAUGUCGAGGCCUUGAUGACUGAGGAGGAGAAUGAGAUUGCAGCGUCCUUACUGAUGCUGGCUAAUGGUGCUAUUGCUAGUGAGAGCGAAUGUGGUAUAAAUUAUAAACCUGGGGUUCAAGACAAUGAUGAUUUUGGCGCAAAUUUGGGUGCAAAUUUCCGGUUUGAAUGCUCAAGUUGCAAGAAGGUUUUUGGGUCACACCAAGCAUUGGGGGGCCACAGGGCUAGUCACAAGAAUGUGAAGGGCUGUUUCGCCAUAACAAGAAGUGAUGGCUACGAGGUUGAGGAUCAGUGCGUCGAUCAUAAUGGCUUGGUUAAUGUAAAUGUGGAAGAUAAUAGUAAGUUGAUGAUGGUUUUGGGGCAUACGUGCAGCAUUUGCUUGAGGGUGUUCUCUAGUGGUCAAGCCUUAGGUGGGCAUAAGAGGUGCCAUUGGGAGAAAGGGGAUGAGACAUCACUGAACCAAGGACUCGACCUUGUAGCAGCAAGGGAAGAUUGCGGUUUGGACCUGAAUUUGCCUGCUCCUGUUGAAAAUGAUUCAUCUUCUUUUUCUUCAGGCCUAGCUUUGGAUUUGAGGUUAGGUCUCUAAAGAAAGCUUGAGUUCUUUUAUCAGGCAUCUCUGCUAAAGUUGUACGUGACUUGUAACCUAGGAUUAGAAUUAUUCUGUAUACCGGAUAUUUGACAGUGUAUUUAUUUUAUCCAAAUUAAAAUGUUCAAUAACAUUAACUUCAAUUUUAUUUGUUUAAUUCUUUACUUCAUCAAAUUGAAUGAUUGAGUAAAUAAUAGUUUUUUAAUCCUCCGAACACUCCCUUUGCUUUGGUUGGUCCAAUAUUGUACAACCUGAGUUCAGAGGAGCUCUUAGAAAAUGUUCUUUUUUAACGAGUAAUCAGACCUAAAUCAAAACUGAAAAAGGCUUCAAUGGAGCAUGUUAAUGUACACAACUUAUUUUUAGAGCAAGCAUAUCCUCAUGCUUCAUUGAAGCCUUCUCCAGUAGUGUAGUCGAUUUGGACUGAUGACAUUUAAUAGUGAUUCCUGUUCCAACAUGGAUAAGGCCUUUUCACUUGAAUUAGAGUGUUUUGAUGGUUUAUUAUAUAGAGGCUUAGAUACAUCGAUCAAGUACAUGCACUUAAUAAUACCAUAGUUAUUCAUCCUAGGAAUCCUAAACACCAACAACUAACAAUAUGGACAUACAUGAACUCCUAAAAACACCAGAUCAUGAGCCAUUUAAACACAAUGAUAGGUAAUGAUAAUUUUUCAAAAUUAAAAUUCAACAAGAGGCAACUUAAGAUCGGCGUUUUAACCUUCAAAAAGUUAUGUUUUUUAGUAUAAAAAAGAGAACGUUAAUAAAAUUUUUAG
Durio zibethinus is the source of this 2222-nucleotide messenger RNA. NCBI's taxonomy places the organism in Eukaryota, Viridiplantae, Streptophyta, Magnoliopsida, Malvales, Malvaceae. The record is from RefSeq and is a predicted model, not a curated record.